Molecule: messenger RNA, 1959 nt
Organism: Brassica oleracea var. oleracea
Lineage: Eukaryota; Viridiplantae; Streptophyta; Magnoliopsida; Brassicales; Brassicaceae
Exons: 16
Coding region: 96-1763 (555 amino acids)
Source: RefSeq, a predicted model, not a curated record
UUUGUCUGCGUGAGAGAAGUCUGAUGAUUCCGGAAGUUUAGCUUCGUCUUCCUCUCCGUCUCUCCGGAGUCCCCCGCAAAAAUAUCCCAACAAAAAUGAAGAUUCUCCGCAAGUUCAAAUUUCCCGCGAGAUCCAAAUCGCCGCUCUUUGUCUUUACAAUCGCCGGCGUAGCUAUUACCGCCGUCACCAGCAGCUCCGCCGUUUCUGUUUUCCGGGACUCUACUUCCAUUCACAACCCAAACAAAAUCGCGACGGCGGUAGAAGGCGUCGUCCGUUCUUCUCGCGCCAUCUACGCCAUCACUGUAACCGUCGCUGAUUACAAGUAUAGUUUGAGUAGAUUGACGGCGGAUUCCGAUGAUUACAUUCAGAGUUUAACAGAGGUUCAUGCACGGUCUGCCAAACGAAUUCUUAAACUGUGUGAAAGUAAUAAAGGUUUCUAUGUGAAAGCUGGUCAGUUCGUGGCCACGUUGAAGCUGGUUCCCAAAGAGUAUUCUUUGGCCCUUUCCUCGUUGCAGGACCAGGCAGUUCCUUGUAAUUUCCAAGAUAUAAAACACGUUCUGACAAGCAAUUUGGGUCGAAAUCUCUCAGAGAUAUUUUUAUCCUUUGAUGAGGAGCCAAUUGCGGCAGCAUCUAUUGCUCAAGUGCAUCAUGCUGUGUUAAAGGAUCAUCAGGAAGUAGCAGUAAAGGUGCAAUACCCUGGAUUGAAGCAGAACAUGAAGUUGGAUACAAUGAUCAUGUCGUUCCUUUCAAAAUCAGUUGUAAAGAUUUUUCCAGAAUACAGAUUUGACUGGCUGGUUCAUGAAUUCGUAAAGUCAAUUUCCCAGGAACUUGAUUUUAUACAGGAGGCAAAAAAUUCAGAGAGAAUUGCCACAAACUUCAAACAUAACAAAAUGAUUACUGUUCCGACAGUGUUUUGGGAGUUCACAACCGCUCAAGUCCUGACAAUGCAAUUCUGCAAGGGUUUCAAGGUUGACGAUGUGGAAGCCCUCAAAAGAACUAAUUUGAGUCCAGGAAAGGUUGCUAAAGUGUUGGUUGAAGUGUUUGCUGAAAUGAUAUUUGUUCACGGAUUCAUACAUGGCGACCCGCAUCCUGGAAAUAUACUAGUUUCUCCUGGAGGCAAGAAUGGCUUCUCUCUAGUUCUGCUAGAUCACGGAAACUGUAAGACAUUGGAUGAGGGAUUUAGGCAAGACUUUUGUCGGUUGUGGGAGGCUUUGAUUCUUCUAGACUCGACCAAAAUACAGGAAUUGGGAACACGGUUUGGGGUUGGACAAUAUGCCAAAUUCUUCCCUGUCCUCUUCACUGGAAGAACGAGUGAUAGCAAAUCAGGACUGGGGAAAGGAAUGUCUAUCCAAGAGAGGCAAAAACUGAAGCAGGAGCUGAAGCUUCUGAGAUUGGAAGACGUAACCACUUUCAUGGGGUCUCUUCCACCUGACUUUCUCACCGUACUGCGAACAGAUGGACUCGUAAGGUCAAUCACAUUGAAGUUGAGUGCUCCACAACGUGUGAGAUUACUCGCGUAUGCCAAAUAUGCGGUAUAUGGGCUUGGCUAUAACCCGACUUCUGAACCAGAUUUUGUUGAGAAGUCGAUGAUCUCCAAAUCGGUGAUGUUAAUGAGCUACAUCCGCUUAAGUCUUAUUCUGGAGUUGAUGGAACUUUUUCAAGGAGUGAAGAAGCUGAAACAUACCAUCUGUACCUUUUAUGGACGAGUCGUCGACGGCAUCACAAGAAGUGUAAAGGUAUCGAGUGUUGCAUCCAUUGUAUGAAGGUGGUUUUUAUGCUAGAGAAAUUGGUUCAAAAAGAGUAUUAUUGAUUUGGAAUUAGAAAUAAGAUCAUCCAUUCUUUGGCAUUUGGUAAUGCCACAGCUAGUCAGAACAAAGAACCAGUGAUAAAUGUAUGCCUGAUUUGUCUCGCAUGAAUUAAUGGUUAGCCUGUAAUUUUUACAGAUAACAACAUAUAAAG